Zeugodacus cucurbitae (melon fly) is the source of this 785-nucleotide messenger RNA. RefSeq lists its product as uncharacterized. The transcript is spliced from 3 exons. The coding region runs from base 88 to 660 and encodes 190 amino acids. The record is from RefSeq and is a predicted model, not a curated record. Lineage: Eukaryota; Metazoa; Arthropoda; Insecta; Diptera; Tephritidae.
UAAUCAGUAUUUACCUUUCACUUGGAGCGUUCAGUUUGAAUUGAUUUCGGAUACUUAUAUAUUUACAGAUAAACAAACAUACACGUAAUGAAAUAUUCAUUCUACCUAUUCCUUUUAAUGUGUCAUACGCAAUAUGUCACAACUUGGCGUUCUUUUGCGUUCCGCUUCUCUACAAUACAAUGUACGAAACGAUCGCAACUCAUCUCAUUCGUAAAUUGUUCGGUAGCGGAACAAAAUGGAGUUAAAUACGGUGUUUCAUUUAGCUUGAAAUUUUCCACCGCCAUUGUGAAUCCCUAUCUCGAUGUAAUUGUAACCGCCAUACGGAACUCUCAACCGGAAUUUGUGAUUAUCAACAUAACCCAUUUCGAUGGCUGCAAGUUUCUACAGAACACCAAUCCUUUUAAUUUAUUGCAAAUAUUGCGUAAUGAAUUUGAAAAAUUUUCCAAAAUUCCAAAUAAGUGUCCAGUGGCAAAGGACACAGAAAUACACGUAAAGAACAUGUCUUUGGACCCGGAAAAGUUCCCCCCAUAUGUGCCACAAACAGGUUUCCGGACGGAAGUGCGACUGUGGGAAAAAGACACCGUAAUUCUUAAUCUAAUGGUUAACGGGAGUGUAGAUACGAAGAAACGCAUAAAUAGACAAAAAACGAAAAAUAACUAAAACGAUAGUGGUGAUCGAAUGAGUUCAUACGCAAAUAUAAAAUUUGUAAUCAAUCUAUAUUGCUAUGUAGACAAUUGUCAAAAAUCAACUUCCAAAAAUUAUUAAAUUAAACGUAUGGAUCGACA